UUUCUAUUUCGAUUCGUCACUCUGUGUGUGUGUGUUUUGGGCCUAACGAUUCAAACGUUGAGAAGUGUAGGAUAGCAUACUUACCAUGGCUGAAAAUAAACCCAAUCCUGAUGAUCUUUCAACAGCUAUUUUAAAAACAAAACAAAAACCUAAUCGAUUGUUAGUAGAAGAAGCAGUAAGUGAUGACAACUCUGUUGUGGCCUUAUCUCAGGCAAAAAUGGAUGAACUUGAACUGUUUCGAGGAGACACUGUGCUUAUGAAAGGGAAGAAGAGAAGAGAAACAGUUUGUAUUGUACUAUCAGAUGAUACUUGUUCAAAUGAAAAGAUUCGCAUGAAUCGUUGUAUUAGAAAUAAUCUGCGAGUCAGAUUAGGAGAUAUUGUUAGUGUUCAAGCUUGUCCAGAUGUAAAGUACGGAAAACGAAUACAUGUUCUUCCUAUUGAUGACACUGUAGAAGGUUUGACAGGGAGUCUUUUUGAAGUAUACCUGAAACCAUACUUUUUGGAGGCUUACCGACCUAUUCAUAAAGGAGACCUGUUUGGAAUCAGAGGUGGAAUGCGUGCAGUAGAGUUCAAAGUUGUAGAAACUGAUCCUAGUCCAUAUUGUAUUGUUGCUCCUGAUACUGUUAUUCACUGUGAAGGUGAACCCAUUAAAAGAGAGGAGGAAGAAGAGACUCUAAAUGCUGUUGGUUACGAUGAUAUUGGAGGUUGCCGAAAGCAGCUAGCACAAAUAAAAGAAAUGGUGGAACUGCCUCUCCGACACCCAAGCUUAUUCAAAGCUAUUGGGGUGAAACCUCCAAGAGGAAUAUUGCUGUAUGGUCCGCCAGGAACGGGAAAGACUUUGAUUGCUCGUGCAGUUGCAAAUGAAACAGGGGCCUUUUUUUUCCUUAUCAAUGGGCCAGAAAUCAUGAGUAAGUUAGCUGGUGAGUCAGAGAGUAACCUUAGAAAAGCUUUUGAAGAAGCUGAAAAAAACUCCCCUUCUAUUAUCUUCAUUGAUGAGCUUGAUGCAAUAGCACCAAAAAGAGAAAAGACCCAUGGAGAAGUGGAAAGACGCAUUGUUUCACAGCUUCUCACACUAAUGGAUGGUUUGAAACAACGUUCCCAUGUCAUUGUUAUGGCAGCAACGAAUCGCCCAAAUAGUAUUGAUUCUGCCCUUCGACGUUUUGGACGGUUUGACCGUGAAGUGGAUAUAGGCAUUCCUGAUUGUACAGGAAGAUUAGAAAUUCUUCGUAUCCACACAAAGAACAUGAAACUGGGAGAUGAUGUUGAUUUGGAAAAGAUUGCUGCAGAGACUCAUGGUUUUGUAGGUUCGGACCUGGCUGCCUUGUGUUCUGAAGCAGCCUUGCAGCAAAUCAGAGAAAAGAUGGAUCUGAUUGACCUAGAAGAUGAACAAAUUGAUGCAGAAGUGUUAAACUCUCUAGCUGUGACUAUGGAGAAUUUUCGAUGGGCUCUAGGGAAGAGUUCUCCAAGUGCUCUUCGUGAAACAGUAGUAGAAGUUCCUAAUGUCACAUGGGAAGAUAUCGGUGGUCUAGAAAAUGUCAAGAAAGAACUGCAAGAAAUGAUACAGUAUCCAGUAGAAUUUCCUGACAAAUUUUUGAAGUUUGGAAUGACUCCUUCUAAAGGGGUACUGUUUUAUGGGCCCCCUGGAUGUGGUAAAACACUUUUAGCCAAAGCAAUUGCUAAUGAAUGUCAGGCUAACUUUAUUUCCAUCAAAGGGCCAGAACUUCUGACAAUGUGGUUUGGAGAAUCAGAAGCCAAUGUUCGAGAUGUUUUUGAUAAGGCAAGAGCUGCUGCUCCAUGUGUGUUAUUCUUUGACGAGUUGGAUUCCAUUGCCAAAGCAAGGGGAGGAAGCAUCGGAGAUGCUGGUGGUGCAGCAGAUCGGGUGAUUAACCAAAUUUUGACAGAAAUGGAUGGCAUGAGUUCCAAGAAGAAUGUUUUUAUCAUUGGGGCAACUAACAGACCUGACAUCAUUGAUCCAGCCAUCCUCAGACCUGGUAGAUUGGAUCAGUUAAUUUAUAUCCCCUUGCCUGACGGGAAGUCCAGAGUUUCCAUUCUCCAAGCUAAUGUUAGAAAGUCACCUGUAUCAAAGGAUGUAGAUCUGGGCUAUAUUGCUAAGGUUUCACAAGGAUUUAGUGGUGCUGACCUGACAGAGAUCUGUCAGCGAGCUUGUAAACUGGCCAUCAGAGAAAGCAUUGAAGCUGAAAUUCGUAAAGAAAAGGAACGAGCACAGAAUGACACUGCAAUGGAUGUGGAAGAGUCUGACCCUGUUCCAGAAAUUCGAAGGGAUCACUUUGAAGAAGCAAUGAAGUUUGCACGCCGAUCAGUUAGUGAUAAUGACAUCAGAAAAUAUGAAAUGUUCUCCCAAACGCUUCAGCAGAGCCGUGGCUUUGGCACAAACUUUAGAUUUCCAAGUGCACAACCAUCAGGGUCUGGGGGAUCUCAGGGGCCUGAGCAGGGGAACUUCCAAGAUGACGGGGAUGAUGAUUUAUACAGCUAAGAACAUUGUUCAUGUCUCAUGUCUUAAAAAUAAAUGCUAAAAUAAAUUUAAAAACGGCAAAAGGAUUUUAGUAAUUUAAUUCUUUUGUUGCUGUCUAGCAUGCAGAAGGAGUCUGAAUAUAUUAGGAUCAUUUUGCACAUGGACUGAGGUGAAGAGCCUUUUUUGUUCUUUACAGCUGCAUGAUAGGCAUUAACGAGAAAUACUAGAAUGUGUUUAACUCCAUUAUCCUUAUCAAACACCAAUACAAAAUUAUUUUUUAUUUGAAGGAUUUUUCAGUAGGUAGAAUUAUUCUCUUUCAACUUAUUGGAUUUUACAUUUUACAAGUCAGCUGUUCUGUUUCUUCUUUCUUUUUUUUUUUUUUGUUAAAACUGGUUAAGUCAUUGAAGUAAAAAUAAAGCACUUAUUUCAGUCACAAAGUGAUA
Messenger RNA from Limulus polyphemus (Atlantic horseshoe crab), 2916 nucleotides. Its product is annotated as transitional endoplasmic reticulum ATPase. The record is from RefSeq and is a predicted model, not a curated record. Gene Ontology annotation, molecular function: polyubiquitin modification-dependent protein binding; ATP binding; ATP hydrolysis activity. NCBI's taxonomy places the organism in Eukaryota, Metazoa, Arthropoda, Merostomata, Xiphosura, Limulidae. Bases 86 to 2494 code for a protein of 802 amino acids. Gene Ontology annotation, biological process: autophagosome maturation; retrograde protein transport, ER to cytosol; mitotic spindle disassembly. The transcript has 19 exons. Gene Ontology annotation, cellular component: VCP-NPL4-UFD1 AAA ATPase complex; nucleus; cytosol.